AUGGCUCCAAAGGCCAACCUCAGCCCCAUCCUCCCUACACACUCGCCAUCGAGCCCGGUGGGGACGCCUGCCAGCCUCUUCAACGCGGAAAUCCACAGCUCCAAGACGCGGGACCGCUCGCCUCAGCGCACGUUUGGCGACGACCACAACGGAGGCAGUGACCAUGCAUACUACGAGGAGAAGGCAGGAUCCAUCGAUCUGUCAGACACGAGGCAGCCCAAGCGCAUAAACCUCAAGGCGGCGACUAUCGUGCCUAUUUGGAUCGCCCUCUCCUCGGCGGUCAUCAUCUACAACAAGUACCUGUACUCGAACCUCGACUUUCCCUAUCCCGUCUUCCUCACCUCGUACCACUUGGGAAUGGCUGCGCUCGGCACGCGCGUCCUUCGGUUGACCACCAACCUCAUGGAUGGGCUCGACCGCAUCCCCAUGACUAGGGAGGUCUACUUCAAGUCCAUUGUCCCCAUCGGCAUUCUGUUCUCUGGAUCGCUGAUUCUGAGUAACUCGGCGUACUUGACCGUGUCCUUUAUCCAGAUGCUCAAGGCCUUUACGCCAGUCUCGAUUGUCCUCAUUUCAGCAGCGUUCAAGAUCCAGCCCCUCAACACCAAGCUCUUGGCGAUCGUGGUUCUCAUCUCCCUGGGUUGCGCUCUCGCUGCAUACGGCGAGAUGCACUUUGAGCUUAUGGGCUUCCUCUUCCAGACCAGCGCUGUUGCCUUUGAAUCGUCACGCCUCGUCAUGAUCGAAAUCCUCCUCCAGGGACUCAAGAUGGACCCACUCUGCUCGCUGCACUACUACGCGCCCGUGUGUGCCAUCAUCAACGCGUGCUUCCUGCCCUUCACCGAGGGCUGGGCGCCCUUCCUGGAGCUCCCGCGCAUCGGCUUCUUUGUCAUGUCGACCAACGCGAUGGUGGCGUUCGGCCUCAACGUCGCCGCCGUGUUCCUCAUCGGCGCUGCAGGCGGCCUCGUGCUCACCCUUGCGGGAGUCUUCAAGGACAUUCUCCUCAUCACCUCGAGCGUGCUCUUCUUCGCGAGCACCGUCACCCCCGUCCAGGUCUUUGGCUACGUCCUGGCUCUCAGCGGUCUUGUCAUUUACAAGAACCUCCCCAAGCCGUCCAAGAAGUAG
Molecule: messenger RNA, 1119 nt
Organism: Apiotrichum porosum
Lineage: Eukaryota; Fungi; Basidiomycota; Tremellomycetes; Trichosporonales; Trichosporonaceae
Exons: 15
Coding region: 1-1119 (372 amino acids)
Cellular component (GO): trans-Golgi network; Golgi apparatus; endosome
Molecular function (GO): antiporter activity
Source: RefSeq, a predicted model, not a curated record